Xenia sp. Carnegie-2017 is the source of this 1190-nucleotide messenger RNA. Its product is annotated as guanosine-3',5'-bis(diphosphate) 3'-pyrophosphohydrolase MESH1-like. Gene Ontology annotation, molecular function: guanosine-3',5'-bis(diphosphate) 3'-diphosphatase activity. The record is from RefSeq and is a predicted model, not a curated record. The coding region runs from base 162 to 725 and encodes 187 amino acids. Lineage: Eukaryota; Metazoa; Cnidaria; Anthozoa; Malacalcyonacea; Xeniidae. The transcript has 3 exons.
GUACAAAUUCAGGCAAAAUUUCAUGGACUUCGUAUAUUAAAUAUUUAGUGAAAACUGUAUUCAUUCUUUCCAAAUCUAAUUUUAAAACCUUAAGUAAGUUUCAUGAGACUAGAAAGGAGAAGUUCAUGAAGUAAAACAAAAAAUGUCGACAAAUUAAAUUGAUGUCAAAGUCAAAAAACAAUAUGGCGGCGAACAACUCAAUCGUAGGGAUGCUCCUAGAAGCAACAAAUUUCGCUUGUAUUAAACACGAACAUCAACGUCGAAACAAUCCACAGCAGACGCCAUACAUUAAUCAUCCCAUAGGCGUUGCUUAUAUUCUCUGGAAAGAAGGUGAUGUUACAGACAUUGCUGUUUUACAGGCUGCAAUAUUACACGACACUGUCGAAGAUACGGACACAACAUUUGAGGAAAUUGAAAGAAUAUUUGGAACUGAAGUGAUGAAUCUUGUCAAGGAAGUCACCGACGACAAAUCUUUACCGAAACAGGAACGAAAACGCCUUCAAGUUGAGCAUGCUUCUGCAAGCAGUUCAAAAGCAAAGUUAGUGAAGCUGGCAGAUAAAUUGUACAAUCUCAGAGAUCUAGAGAAAGCGACGCCAAUAGAAUGGACAGAACAGCGAGUCCAAGAAUAUUUUCAUUGGUCAAGAAGAGUCUUUCAAGGUUUAAAGGGAACCAAUCAAAAAUUAGACCAGGAACUAGAGCGUAUACUAAAUAGACAUUCAGCUUGAGAGUGGAAAUGUUCGCAGGUCUAGUUAAAAAAAAAAGUGAAAUUCCUGUCCUAUUUUUAACACAUUAGUGUCUGAUUUACAAAUAACGAAAAUGUUAAAAGCAUUAAUGCGAAAUUAAAAUUUAAAAGGCGUGUUUAAAACGUAAAAAUACCUCCGUAGAAAUACAUCCAUGAAUUCCCUGUUUAAUUUACUUCAAUCGACAUUUAUAUUAAAAGAGGAUAUCCAAAUUAAUUUCAGCAUUGUGUACAUCACCAAAUGGUAUGUUUCCGUCAUUUUUAACAAAACGCAUUUUCAAGCUUGAUGUGCUCUUACUUACUGCUCCGUCAUUUUGCCACCAGCUCUACGGGCUUCUACUUUGGCAAUAAACUCUGCCUGGAUUGCUGAUGAUUCUGUUUGUGCAACUGUAUUAGCAAAUUGAGGAGUGGAAAACGCUAUUAUUCCUCCAGUAAAAUCUUUGUUGCUACU